GCAAAAAUGAACGGAUGGGAAAAGAACAACCAGAGGUUAGUUGAAAUUAACUUUUUACAAAGUUGGCCACGGCCGCUUAUUUUUGACGUGAACGUGAACCAAGAUACAUAAUGGAGGCUCCUCUGCAGUUCUUACCCUGAGGUAGAUGACGAGAGAACUCGAACGAGAAGAAACGUCUUCAAAGAACUUCAACGACGCAGCAGGCGCGGAGAGGAACAAUUUGGGGUCUCCCGGAACGACGGCUACUGGCGAAGAGCAGGGACCGGACCACGGAGAUACGUAAAAACGAAUUUUUUGAUAGUGGUCUAACAAGCGAGGACAAGGACUCGUCAGAACAAGGCGAAGACCAAUCAUGGCUCCUCAAGAGGACAAGGCUGCCCCUCAAGAGGAUCCGAUCUUGUUGAAAGUCUCGGUAGAACUCGCACAAGAUGCGGAACCGGAGUUGCUGUGCGUGAGGCGAUCAGAUCUUAGUGCUGAAAUUAUGAGGCUGGGUAGGUUAUGUAAAUCUUUAUGAGGAUACAACUUGUUGAAAUUGGAGAAAACUUGUUUAUGAGGAUACAUGAGAUAAGCCUAAGUAAGUUUUAGAGGUUAAAACUAACCGGUUGUUUUUUUAGGGGGUAGGUUAUGUUUAUGAGGAUACUUGUUGAAAUUGAACCAUUGGUGGUCGUUAAGUAGAAACUGCUGCUCGUGCUCGUGGUGGUUCAUUUUCUGGCGAGAGCUACUGAAACACCUAGAAGACGUGCUAAUCAAUUUCACCUUCUAAAUCUAAUACAACACCCGGUGGCAAAAGUGGAAUCGCGCGUUUGGCUGAGGAGUUCUGCAUGCAACAUGCUCUUGACCUGGCGAAGGUCCAAAAACCACUAGAGGAGCACAUCAGGGAAAAUGUGGCUGCUGCACAUUUGGAGAUCAACACCUCAGGUGAAGGAACGAGCAAGAAGAAAGGCUCUUCUUCAAAACCAGGAAGUAGAGACGGCAGUAGAGACCGAGGUCGUGGCGACAUUCCAGAUCUCGGUAGAGGAGCAACACCAUCGACCUCCUCAAGGUCCGCAAAGAUGCAAUAUCCGCCGAUGAGCGGAAAUCUCGAACGCAUCUUGAAUCGGAUGGCACAACCAAAAUCUUCUGCAGAGAACUACAAGGUGUCAAUAUAACAUUCUAAUACUGAAUAUGAAACGGAAAUCUGUUAUCAUUAUCAAGUUUCUGAAGAAGGAAAGCAUGAUAAUGAUAACAGAUUUUCUUUUCAUACUGAACAAGAUCACUAUAAUACUACUUGUUUGAGUCAUAAAAAUAUCUGUACUAGAUUAAUAUACAAACCAUUGCCAUUCCCAUUCCCGCCCACAAGAUCGACUGAAAUUACUACACCAGGGGGCAACGACGACGACAACAGGGGAUACGAGGCAUCUUCCUGAAGCACGGCAGCGCAACAUGGUAGAAAAGCUAGGAGUAGGAAGGAGUAGUCUUACGGCUUGAGCUUUUAAGGAUAAACUACAGCACAAAGAAUUUGUUAGCUGGGCAGCUAUUACUAAGUACAUUCCCUCGAAUGAAUAGUGCCUACAACCAGGAACUUAUCAUUAAUUCAUCCUUGAGAGGUCUAAAACUCGGAGUCGCGAAGUUUUCCGGAGACUGCACCAGGAUCAUGCAGAGCGCAAGAUUCGGAUAGACAUACAGCGGAGAGUAGAACAGCAGCAAAGAGAACGUGCUAGCGGCAAACUGCAGAAGGAACUACAAGGAGGGGCAGUUUACUCUGGAGGAGGUGAUCGAUCUGAAGAGCGGGGCGGCUUUAGUCUUGAUGACUCCGGACGAGAGCAGCAGUUCUUACGAUCAGGGAACUCAUCUCAAACUCAGCAGCGGACUGGUAGCGCUUCCUCGAAGAGGGCAAAGAACCCCUUAGAACGCCUCUACCGGGAUGCGAAAGCCAUAAAAGCUCGAAAAGAGAGGAAAAUGCAGGAGAAGGAGGAACUGGAGAAUUUUGAGAUUUCCCAGUACACCUUCAAGGUAAGGCCACCGCUAAAGCAUCCUCACCAUCAUCCUUGGGCCUUUCUCUACUUGAAAAAGGCGCCAAGGAUUCUCCCAAGAAUGCCAACGCGGUAGCUCUAAUCAAGCCAGCGAUCCAUCCGAGCCAGAGCCGCGUAGCGGGUCACUCAAACUUCGACUCGGCGAAUCCUGCGAGACGUAUAUGAAGGGUGUUUUUUCGAUCUAUCAGACCAUCGCGGCUCCCAUAUCAGACCAUCGCGUUUUUAAGGGGACGAAAAGGGUAGCCGUGAUGGUCUGCCUAGAUGGAAAGAACGCCAUUCAUAACGAAGCGAGCGAGCAAGGGAAAAAGUGGAGCAGCUGAGACAACAGAGGCUCCUAUGCGAAAUGCAGGACUGCACCUUCAAACCACAUAUCGACGAAAGAUCUCAGUACUUGAUUAUAUCCUUAUGAAUUUUGUACCAAUCAAUUUCAAAAUCAAAAAUCGAGAAGUAAAGAAAACGACAGGAAUUAUUACCUCCAAUUUCGUUUCAAGAUGAUUAUGAUGAACAUCAUACCUACAACUACAACAUCUACACCCACCUUCAUCGUGUUACCACGUUACCAACCAAACACUACCAGCGAUAUGAUGGAGAGACGGAUUGUAUGGCUGCUUUUUGUCAAAUGACCUGAUCGUGCUGAAAGGCAAAUUCAAGUGGACUAUCCAUGCAACCGCCUCGGGUUAGUCCACUAUCCACUGCCUCAUGAUCCAUUCAAGUGGACUAUCCAUGACAUCGCCUGGGGAUUCCCGUGAACUAAAUAGUAUCCGUUAUAGUACAAAUUCAAGUGGACUAUCCAUGCCACAUAAACCCUAGCCUUAGCCCUACCCCUAGUAACCCACACGGCAAAGCUAGGUCCACACCACCUCUAAUUGCCGCCCGCCUGAAGAUUCAGGGCUCUCUAUUCGAGCACCUGUAUGAAGAUGCGAAGAGACGGGAGGAACGCAUGAUCGAGUACGCAAAUUUGGUCAGUCCAGAGGUUACCUUCAAGCCGGAUAUAGGCAACGACAAAUACCGACCACCACUAGAUGACAACGUGGAGGACUUUUUCACCCGUUUGGCAACUCAGCGGACUUACGCAAGAAGGGAUGGGCAUCAGAGGAGUACAAGUCCCCGACGAGGAGGUGACGAGAAGGUGAAUUAUCCUCCAGGUAGUGGUAGUGCUGGUGCUACAGGAGCCAAUAAAUCUGCGUCCCGUGGGGACGAGCAGUCACUACCUCCUGCAUGUAGUUUUGCGCCACAAGUCGGUAGGCCUCCUAAUUUCGCGAGAAACGAAGAGGGCAAGCCUAUUGGCGAUUUCUUGUACGAGGUUGGCCAAUAUGUGCGAUAUCUCAAGGAAGAAAUAGUGGAAGCAAAGCAGCAAGAAGACAACAGAGCUCGGAUGCCACAAAUGGGACAAGUUUCGCGUCUCGUGUUUGCGGAGAAGAAGAGAAGGAAAUAUUUGGUACUGUAUGUAUUAACUUUUACGUCUACAGAUAUCACGACCACCGAGGACCGGUUCAACAGUACAGGAAAUAUUCCGUCUUCCUAUCCAACAGGAAAUCUUCCAUCUUCUCUCCGACGGUGCGGGUGUGGUUUCGGGUGAGAAUUUCAAAGUAGAAUUGGUUCCAGAGGGCUUCCACGAGUUCCUACGGCCAGUGCAAGCGUAUCUUGAGGAGACGGGGAGUAGAUUCGACUUCGAAGGAUUUUCCGUGACUCUUGAUUACGUCCUAGAGAAAACCGGAAUUCCUUCUUCGCAUUUAUUCACUGCGGCUGCAGUGUCAGAAGGCGGGGGCGGCCUGACUGCAACUGGUUCGACUGCAGCAGGAGGGUCGACGGUGGGGACAAUAAUGGGGUCAAGGUACUAUUUAGUACAUCUGUAGAUGAAAGUGAGAGUGACUACAUUUGCAUUCCAGGACGCUAAUCAUGAUGCGAGUGUUCUGCAUUUUUUCUCUAAGGCGUAACAUCUUGACCCCGCCCCAUGAACAACAAAAACUUUCAGUCGUGGUUUUGCGCAUCAGACUCCACGAGGAGCAAGAACCCCGCUGAAAGCCGGUGAGAACAAGAAUUCUUACACUCCACGACUCGAUCGGAAAAGUAUCGCGAUUGCGAACCAAAAAUAUGCGCUGUCAGGAGAGCCAGUGCAUGAUAGACUGCAGAAGAUGGACCAGAAAUACAAGGAACGGCGCACGCAACGUAUGGAAGAAAAGGAAGCUGCGGAAAUGCUAGAGUGCACCUUUGCGCCAAAUCGUGUGAGGAAUGAUGGUAUUUGAUUUAUAGAGAGCACGUUCUUGAACGUGGUAGAUUGUCAUUACGGGUGGUCAACAUAAGAUACUGUGAGAGAUACAUGUUGUACAUCUUGAGAUUGAGAUAGAACAAGUACUGGACCUCCAUGAGGACGACCAUAAAAACCAGGUCAACUCCGUCUCACCCCUCGUGGCCCACUGGGUGCAUCGUCUAGUUUCAAGCCACCGCCUAGAGGUACGCAUGACUUCCAAAUGAAAGAGGUUGACGAUGUGUUACAAGGUGCUGGAACAGCGGUUCGUGAUGCGGCUGCCGCAGUGGAACGGACAAGCCUGAACACAACAGCGAAGAAUAUUAAGGCUCAACUUUCAAUGGUGUCAUUUAGAUUGGAGUCACUGAAGAGAUCGAAGAGGCGACCCCUACUUGAGACAACAGGGGAAAACGAAGGGAAAGAAGGGGGUCUCUUCCGUUCAGCAUCAGUGACCAUUGAAUGCUGAGCUUUAAGAAUAGCACAAACAAGCUUAGAACAAGUGGCACUGGUGGUGGUGUCGGUGGUACAAUCUCUCCUCCGGCAGGCGGAGGUCCACCGAGCAUGAACACAAGGAAAAGCGGCGCUUCGUCUAGAGGUAGUAAAACCGAAGAUCGAGGGACACUACAUGACGUGCCACCAACAGGACCGGUUGUCGCAAGAUCAUCAUCAUGACACUGAGGACCGAGUGGAGGAUUAUGAACAGAAUCGAAAGGCACAACUAUUAUUACCUAGAUCUUAUUGAUUCUAGUACAAGUAGUAAGAAUUGUUGAGUAACACCUUUACCUAUCUCAAGCUCAUCAAGAGCAUCGCUAUAGAAAGAAAUUCAAUUUUUGAUUUUCGCGUUCGUACGUAGUUCAUUAACAAAAACCAAGAACAACUACUGGAGUUGUAAUAAAUAGAAUAAGCAAACAAGAAACAAGUCUUUUCCAAAGCAGAUGUGGUGCUGUCAUCACUAACUUAAGCAACUCACUAACACUCGCUAACCUUUCUCUAUCGUAUUACAAAGCUGUAGAAAACACUGAUACUUAAGUUACUAGAUCAUAGCCAAAUUAGAGAGUAGGCGAGACGCUCUUUUUCCGGAAAGUAGAGUAUAAAAGUCAACACGAGGCUACUUACUGGGACUGAAAAAUAGAUUGAUAGAGUUUUUGGGACGAGUCGGCUUGUAAAGUCGUGAGGAUUGAAGUCGAUAAUGUUGAACAAAUGUCAUGGUGAUUCACAUCAUUUUACAAAAUGCACCCCAUCCUUGUCCUUCCUUGGUGAGAUGAUUCAUCUUUUUUUUUGCAUGGUCAUGACUCAGAUUGCAAUCAUUUUUUGUGUUUUCAGAAUCAAUAAGAAUGAAUCGAUGCCGCCAGACGAAGGAGACCGAGACGCUCCUACGCGUUGCUAGUAUCAAAAUGCCUGAAUAAGUCUUAGACGUGACAGUAUGACUUUUGAGAUCAUGCGUAUUUUGGAUUGUGUGAUUGCUUUGCAAUUAUCUCCUUUUCAUAUUCAUUGAGUCAUAUCUGUCACUCACCUCGAUAACAACGCACCGCACCGACAAAAUCCAGUAUGCCUCAUAAGUAUAUGAAUGCAACGAAAGGUAUCUUGACCUCAGCUUCGCAUACACGAACAUCCUCUUCAUGAGAAUUGUGGUUUCUCACCCGCACGUGAU
Messenger RNA from Amoebophrya sp. A25, 5911 nucleotides. The record is from the annotation of a GenBank genome assembly. Lineage: Eukaryota; Dinophyceae; Syndiniales; Amoebophryaceae.